AUUUCUCAGAUUGACAUAGAGAAAAUUCAGCUGACAGCUCUUCGAUGUGUUAUUGACCUGCUCCAUCUGUAUGGGCUGGAAGAGUUCACUGAUGCAGCAGAAGAUAUUGUAGAUGCUGCAAUAGUGAAGUCACCAAGAGCCAAAGAUAAGGAAAACGAAGAGUAUGAUGGAGAAGGAGGUGCCAUCAUAUCUGCUCUCUGUCAAAUGAUGGAUAGAGACAGUGUUGAUGUGCGAACUCUUGCAGCUGAGGGACUUUGCAAACUGUUGCUAUCUUGUCGUAUCACUUCUUCCAAGCUGCUCUCUCAUCUCAUCCUUAUGUGGUAUAAUCCAGUAACAGAGGAUGAUGAUUUCUUGCGGCACAUGCUUGGUGUCUUUUUCCCCUUAUAUGCCUCUUAUGGAGGAAGUAACCAGGAGAGUUUGUGUGAAGCUGUACUUCCAACUUUGCACACACUUUUUAAAGCCCCUUCACGCUCACCACUCAGAGAUGUUGAUGUGGAUGAUGUGGCAAACUUCUUAGUGUCUAUCACCAGUCCCUCAAUUGUCAUGGAAAAUAUAGGAGUAGAUAAAACUAACACUCAUGAUACGCUGGUGUUCACGUUAUGCACAGAGAUUAUGCAAGUACCACAAAGCUCCUGGACAAAAGUACUUGUUCGUUGCCUAAACCAUCUGCAACUGACACCAGGGAACUUCACUACCUUAAGACAAGUUGCUGUGCUAGCUACUAAGCUGUUAAAGGAAGUGAAAGAGAAAGCCGUGGUGAGUGCCAUUGAACGCUUCAGUGGAUCCAUUCAGCAUCUCUUAAAAGAUGCCCCUGAACCUGACCCUGAGCCUGAACUUCAGGAAGAGAAUAACAAAGAUAAAACAGCAUUAGGAGUUCAUGAAUUGAAUUAUACACAAGGACAACUGAGACGUGCUCAGGCCACAUGUGGACGCAUCUCGAACGAGUCGCAUUGGGUCCACAUCCCUUUAUCAGAAAUUCUGAAGUUUAAAAAGUUUCGAAAACCGAAGUUUUUUUUUGUGGAGUGUCAGUCAUCUCAGUGCUGGGUCACACCGCCAUGUGAUGGCAUUGAGAAUCAUUCUGAAAUUCGAAAGUCUGAAAUUCGAAACAGUACAGGUCCCAAGGGUUUCAGAUAA
Molecule: messenger RNA, 1134 nt
Organism: Cherax quadricarinatus
Lineage: Eukaryota; Metazoa; Arthropoda; Malacostraca; Decapoda; Parastacidae
Source: RefSeq, a predicted model, not a curated record